This is a messenger RNA of Dioscorea cayenensis subsp. rotundata (Guinea yam), 1470 nucleotides long. RefSeq names its product pentatricopeptide repeat-containing protein At3g04130, mitochondrial. Gene Ontology annotation, molecular function: protein binding. Lineage: Eukaryota; Viridiplantae; Streptophyta; Magnoliopsida; Dioscoreales; Dioscoreaceae. The transcript has a single exon. Bases 82 to 1233 code for a protein of 383 amino acids. The record is from RefSeq and is a predicted model, not a curated record.
UCCGCUCUGGGGUUCUUCACCUGGGCGGCGACUCGUCCAGGCUUCUCGCACUCCCAAUUCGCUUGCGAUAAGAUCGUCGACAUGCUUGGGAGAUCGAGACAGUUCAAUCGAAUGUGGGAUUUCUCGCACGAGAUCCGUGCUAGAGGAUCAUUCACUCUCGGCACUGUGGCCAAGAUCAUGAGAAGGCUUGUGGGAGCUGGGCGCUGGAGGGAUGCAGUCAAGGUGUUCGACGAUUUGCCUUCACUGGGAUUUGAGCAGGAUGUGGAUUCUAUGAACCUUUUGCUUGACGCUCUAUGCAAAGAUGGUAAGGUUGAGGUUGCAAGAGAAGUGUUUGCAGUGCUGAAAUCUAGUAUUUUUCCCAAUGCUCACACUUUCAACAUCAUUGUUCAUGGUUGGUGUUGUUUGAAGAGAUUGGAUGAAGCCAAAUGGACUUUGAAAGAGUUUGAAGGCUAUGGAUUUCAACCAUCUGUAAUCACAUACUCUACAUUGAUCAAAGCUUAUUGCGGUAGAUUAAAUUUCGAUCGUGUUUAUGAGUUGCUUGAUGAAAUGGAGUCAACCGGAUGCCCGCCGAAUGUUGUUAGUUAUACGAUUAUCAUGAAGUCAAUAGCUCGAUCGAGUAGGCUUGAAGAGGCGGCGAAGAUUUUUGAGAGAAUGAGGAGCUCCGGGUGUAAACCGGAUACGUAUUUCUACAACUGUUUGAUUAAUACUCUAGGUAAGGCAGGGCAAGUGCAAGAUGCUAUUCGGGUGUUUGAGAUCGAAAUGCCGGCCGAUGGGGUUGUCCGGAGUGUAUCGACUUAUAAUACGAUGAUCUCUGUGCUUUGUCAGCAUGAUCAGGAACGAGAUGCUCUCAAAGUGUUGAAAGAGAUGGAGAAUUCUUCGUCUUCUUGUUCGUAUUCAUUGAAGCCUGAUCUUCAAACAUUUACACCUUUGCUCAAAAUGUGUUUUAAGACAACAGUGAAAGAAGAGCUGCUUAGUGAUCUUUUGAAUGAGAUUGUGAAUAAGAAUCAAUUGAGUUUAGAUGUUUCAACAUAUUCACUACUGAUUCAUGGACUAUGUAAAGAAGGGAAGAUUGAAUGGGCUUGCAAUCUCUUUGAAGAGAUGAUUGGUUUUGAUAUAUCACCUAGAUUUGAGACAUGUAGACUACUUCUAGAUGAAGCUGGACAGAGAGGUUUGUAUGACAUUGCAGAAAGGAUUAAGAGUUUGUUGACGAAAAUUGAAGGUCUUAUUAGAUGAGUAGUUUAAACUUUAGUUGUUACUAUUUGCCAGUGUUCUUUAGUGACUUAUAUUGUUGUAUUGUUGUAGGACUUCAACACAGUUUUGGUUAAAUUGAGUUAAAACUACAUCGGAGAUCUCAAAAUCUCACUUAUAGGACUGUAAAAUUAGACAAUUUUUGUGUGUAUGUAUAUAUAUAUAUAUAUGUUUUUUUUUUUUGGGGGGGAACCCACUAGAAACCCCAGGAAUGUGCACAAG